GACCAUGUCACAAGGGGUAGAUGUGUCUGGCCUGUUCAGUGAGAUGGUGAAAGCCUGUGCCACAGUAGAUGUAGUCCAGAAGAAAUUGGUUUAUGUCUUCCUGUGUUCCUACGCCACUUUAAACCCGGAGUUGUCCCUGCUGGUCAUCAACACUCUGAGGAAGGACUGCCAGGAUCCAAACCCAAUGGUCCGCAGUCUAGCCCUCAGGAACAUGACCAACCUCAGGUUACCCAGCCUGGUGGAGUAUGUGGAGCAGCCUCUAACAGCAGGACUGAGAGACAGAGCAGCCUGCGUACGACGUGUGGCUGUACUCGGCUGGGCCAAAUUGCACAACCUCCAACCUAGCUCUGAGAUCGAUGCAGCAGUGGUGAAUGAACUUUACAGCCUCCUGAGGGACCCGGACCCCGUGGUGAUGGUGAAUUGCCUCCGAGCUUUGGAGGAGAUCCUGAAGGAGGAGGGUGGUAUCGCUAUUAACAAACCCAUUACCCACCACCUGCUCAACAGGCUUAAGGAGUGUGACAUUUGGGGUCAGUCUGAGGUGCUGAGAGUUCUUCAGCGCUACAGGCCCCAGUCAGAGGACGAGCUCUUUGACAUCCUGUCCCUGCUGGACUCGUUCCUUGUAAGCCCCCACCCCCCUGUUAUGGCUGCCACCCUUAGCCUCUUCCUGAGCGUCUCAUCCAACCUGCCCGCCAUCAGUCUGGCGGCCCUGGAACGAGUCAGUGGACCCCUGCUUGCAGCCUGUGGGAGUGGUUCCAGAGAGAUGAGGUUUGCUGCCGUCUGCCACAUACAGUUGUUGCUGCGCUCUGUCCCUGGCCUGCUGGGGCCGCACUACAAGCGUUUCUUCUGUGGCUAUGCUGAGCCUGCCUACAUCAAAGAAAGGAAGAUGCAGGUGCUGGUAGAGCUGGUGAAUGACGAGAACGUAGCAAUGAUACUGGAUGAGCUGAAAGGAUACUGCACUGAUGUCAACACUGACACUGCCCAGGCUGCAAUCUCAGCAAUAGGUCGUAUUGGACGCAGCUACAGCGACAGAUGUCUACAAAUCCUCACUGGGCUGCUUGGACUCAAACAGGAUCAUAUCACUUCUGCGGUGGUGCAGACAAUGCGUGACCUGGUCUGGGUGUGUCCCCAGUGUAGCGACACUGUGUGCCUUGCACUGGAUGGCUGCGAGGAAACACUGCAGGAUAUCCAGGGCAGGCAGGCUUUGCUCUGGUUGCUGGGUGUGUAUGGGGAGCGAAUUUCCACUGCCCCCUACACUUUGGAAGUGCUCAUCGAUGGAGUGAGAAGCGAGGCUUCUCUGGGAAUCAAGAUGGAGCUGCUGACAGCCACCAUGAGACUUUUCCUGUGUCGGCCUGCUGAGACACAAGACAUGCUGGGAAGACUGCUGCACUACUGCAUAGAGGAGGAGACAGACAUGUGCGUGCGUGAUCAGGCUCUUCUCUACUAUCGCCUGCUUCAUUGUGGGAUAGAAAAGACACGCGAGGUCCUUCAAGGUCGGAGGUCAGAUCCCUCUCUGGGUGUUCUGAUUGGGCGUCCCGCCAAGCCUGUCAGCCAGUGGGCACGCUGCUUUAACACGUUGGAGCCUCUGAGCCAGGGUGCUGUAGAGGCCGAGUCAGACAGCAGGGGAAGCCCCGAACACGUGACCUAUAACCCCAAGCCAAAUGCCGACCUAUCAGACACACUGAGCUGUAGUCACAUUGAGGAGGUUCAUUCAGGAUCAGACAGUGCCAUGCGGUGUUCAGACUCCUCCACUAAUGUCCUGGCUUCCAGCAUCGCAGCCCCUCUCAGUUUGUCCCUCUCCCCAGCUGUCAGCCCAGAGGACUUUGAGCACCUGUGGCUGCAGCGACAGGCUUUGCAUACUGAACGCGGUGCUGAGAAAAUAGAGGAGGUUGACUGUGCGUGGAUAGAAGAAUGUGUCCGGUGUCCAGCAGUACUUCAGUGUUCUCCCCAAAGCCUCCAAGCUGCCAUGCAGCUGGUCAAUAUCCAGACGCUGGCGUUCACGCCACAGCAUAUGCUGCCCUGGAGGGUCUACCUGUACACACACACCCAGCGCUCCCACUCCAUGGACGCACCCAACACUACGCUCAUACUGGGGGAGCUGCUAUGUACUGGAGAAGCCAAUCAGAAAUCAGGAGUAAAAAAAGGCACAGCUGACAGUGAAGCUGGAGCAGAGGGGAAAGAAGACCAACUGGUGAGAAAGGAAAUGGAUGCAACAGCUGACAGGCUGAGGGUGAGCGAAGAUGGACAGGAAGAGGAGGAGGGAAUAAAAGUGAUUCUCAAUCAGCAACCAAAAGAUGAUGACGCUCUGAGACAGUUUCUCACAAUCCUUAUCACUGUACUGAACACACUGUCCUCAGAGAAAGAUUAAAAAUAGACUUUUCCCCUUUGAUCUACAUCUUUCCAAAUUCAUUCAUUUGUCACACUGCCUGGGCCUAACAGCAUGUUGAAGGAGUAAACACAUUCAAAACUGGUCCAACUUUAUGAAGCAUUGUUAUUCUAAUAAAACAGGAAAGUACAAGCAACUGACAGUUACUACCCCCUUUUAAGAGAAAACUACCAAAAAGUUGUAAGGUAAACUCAGGGGAUUUUUUUUUUUUAA
Haplochromis burtoni (Burton's mouthbrooder) is the source of this 2596-nucleotide messenger RNA. RefSeq names its product adaptor related protein complex 4 subunit beta 1 (gene ap4b1). NCBI's taxonomy places the organism in Eukaryota, Metazoa, Chordata, Actinopteri, Cichliformes, Cichlidae. Gene Ontology annotation, biological process: vesicle-mediated transport; intracellular protein transport. Gene Ontology annotation, cellular component: membrane coat; clathrin adaptor complex. The record is from RefSeq and is a predicted model, not a curated record.